Molecule: messenger RNA, 570 nt
Organism: Lecanosticta acicola
Lineage: Eukaryota; Fungi; Ascomycota; Dothideomycetes; Mycosphaerellales; Mycosphaerellaceae
Source: the annotation of a GenBank genome assembly
AUGCAGCAGGAAGCAAGAAGUCUACAGACGGCUCAGUCAUUCCUGAAUGGACUGAGCACGGCGCGUCGCCGCGCAGAAUCUGCCAGUGCGAUGCGGCCGGCUGUCGAUAGCUCCGACUCUGGCUACGGGACCGCAACGAUUGGACCAUCAAGACCUAGCUCCGCCCGUCCUCCCUCUACUAAACCCCAGGCAACUUUUCAAGAGGGCGAGGGGCGCAGAAAGGGCCACAACUUCAAGUCUUCUGGCUUUGCGUACAGUCGCCCGUUGACACUGGCGCAAAUGAAAUGCUAUCGAGGACAUGCCCGUCUGAUCCCGAGUAGGAACAAGCAUGCGCCGGUGGAGUGCGCCGUGUGUCACAUUGAUGACGGUGCAGAACACUACAGUUGCAGCUGGUGCGCAUUACGGAUGUGCAAGUACUGCCGCAAAGACUUUGCCGAACGCGGAAUGGCUGCAUUGCGGGAACGUGUAAGAAAGGCUGAGCUCGGUGGAGCGGAGGAUUCUGCCAACAGCUCGAGCACGGAGAGCCUGCAGGCAAUGAAGAAGACGAAGAGCAGCACCAUGUUUGCAUAG